AUGACCCUGUCAGAACAACAAAUAUUGGCCAUCUCGGCCACAGAGCGUGUUUGCUCGACUAUCUCCCUAGUCGGCACUUUUGUUAUAGUCGCUACUUUUAUCUGGUCCCCCACGUUCCGUAAACCCAUCAACCGCUUGGUGUUCUAUGCAUCAUGGGGUAACAUCAUGGCUAAUAUAGCCACUAUCAUAUCGGCAGACGGGACUCAUUCUGGGGUUGAUAGUUCCCUGUGCCAGUUCCAAGGGUUUUUGAUUCAAUGGUUCAUGCCCGCCGAUGCACUAUGGACAUUCGCAAUGGCAUGCAAUGUCUACCUAACAUUCUUCCACAAAUACGACUCCGAGCAACUACGCCGGCUCGAAUGGAAAUACGUGCUCUGCUGCUAUGGUGUUCCGUUCAUUCCAGCUUUCGCAUUCUUCUUCGUCCAGACCCAAGCCCGAGGCCGGAUAUAUGGCUCCGCCAUCCUCUGGUGCUGGAUCUCUGUACAGUGGUCCUUCCUCCGCAUCGCCAUCUUCUACGGACCAGUCUGGCUCAUUAUCUCAUUGACCUUCGCCAUCUACCUAAGAGCAGGGACGGUGAUUUACCAGAAACGGCGCCAGCUUCGGAACCUCGGCGGUAUCGACUCAGAUCUUGUCCCAGAAUCUCCCUUUGCUAUGUUGACCGGCAUCCAAGUAACCAGGGAGAUUGCCUGUUCUACUCCAGAGCGUCGGUCCUUGUCGGAGGGCAAUGCGCGCGGGUUGCCGUCUGCUGCAUUCAGAGCAUACUCGGUCACGAUCGAGGGCGGGAGUACUGCCAACACAUUGCAAGAUUCCAGAUCAAAAAUAGGUCCCAGUCCUCUUCACCGGGAGAAUUCUGGCAAGACCGCGCGGCCGGAUGGACUGGACUCGCGGAGGUCGACAUCCACGGAAGCUAGUUCGGCUACUUGGGCCUAUACGAAAUACGCUAUGCUGUUUUUCAUUGCAUUGCUUGUUACAUGGGUAGGUCUAGUCGAAGCCCAUUAUAGUCUGAAAACCGUUCUCGGUUCUUUUCGUGUGUUGAUUUGUUCGACAUUGCAGGUCCCCUCGACGAUAAACAGAGUCUAUUCCCUGGCUCGUCCUAAUGACUUUAAUUUCAGUCUCAACUAUGCAUCUAGCUUCGUCCUUCCACUCCAGGGCUUUUGGAACAGCCUUAUAUACAUCUCUAUCUCAUGGCCCGCAUUCAAAUUACUUUGGUCUGACCUCCAUAGCCGCGUAUGCUCGUGGCGUAUACCCCGUCCGGUGACGAAUGUACAGUCCUUCCAUCUACGGAAAGGCUCUCAAAGCUCAAGUCCUGCUCUUUUGGUGAAAGCUGAGAAUGAGGACAGACGCCGAAGUUGGCUGGGCUUAGAUCCAUCAAAAACAUCCACCAUGGCCGAAUCCAACUCCCACCAACCGCCCGCCGCGUCGCCGUCCCCUCCCCCGCCAGCUCCAAUCUCGCAAUCCCCGGGCCCGCGCGCCUCACGUCUAACCCAAGUCUUCGAGCAGGCUCUGGCACGCACGCUCCGCGCAAACUCGUAUGCGAACUUUGCAGGCUGUUUCCCGACACCUGCGCGCCAUGUUCCUGCCAGCUUGGAGGGUGUCUGGCGGCAGCUGAACGCGAAGCUGGAAGCAAAUGCCAAAGCUGAGUUUGAUGAUAUUGUCGCAGAAAGGGAUGCGGUGGCGCAUUUGAAUGAGCUUGAUCGGCUGGUUGGGGAUGCGAGGGCUAGAAAGGAGCAGGAGGGGGAGAAUGCUGAGGGGGAGGAGAGAAUAGUGUAUGUUGAAUGUAUUUGGUCGUCUUUUCGGGCUAUCCCGCAUACACUCGGCGCCGAAGAUCUGUACAAGGCGCACCUUACACCCUAUCUGCAGGAAGCGCAGUCGACCCUAAACGCCAGACUAGAGGCUAUUCAUGCAGAAAACGCGGAGCUCGCGCAGACUGUGCAGGCGCAAAGGCUGGAAAUUGAGCGGCUAUUGUCGCAUCUUGGAUUGGUCGUUUCGGAUAUUGAGGGUGCUGCUACGGCGGCCACCCAAUUCAGCAGACAACAUCACAUUCGCCAGGACGCGAUCCAGAUGGAUGAGGAGGCGAAAGCCCGUCCGGGUCUGUGA
This is a messenger RNA of Penicillium egyptiacum, 2094 nucleotides long. The record is from the annotation of a GenBank genome assembly. Lineage: Eukaryota; Fungi; Ascomycota; Eurotiomycetes; Eurotiales; Aspergillaceae.